AUGACUGUACACACCGAGUCGCCUGCCAUUCAGAAUGGCCCCAACUAUGGUGACCAAUAUGCCGACGUGGAAAAGAAGGAAUAUAGUGAGGAUGUGCCAGCAAACGACCCAUUCGGAAGCGAGGAAGAGGGAGAAGUCAAGUAUCGUGUUAUGGGUUGGUGGCAAUGUGGAAUGUUGAUGAUCGCGGAGAAUAUGUCCCUAGGCAUUCUAUCUCUUCCGUCCGCGAUGGCAACACUAGGACUUGUUCCUGGAGUGAUUAUUCUUGUCGGAAUGUCCGGCGUAUCAUGGUACACAGGUUAUGUUAUCGGACAGUUUAAGCUUCGCUUCCCUCAAACGCACAGCAUGGGUGAUGCCGGAGAGCUUAUUCUGGGUCGCUUUGGACGGGAACUGAUGGGCAUUGGCCAACUGCUCCUCUUGAUCUUCCUGAUGGCUAGUCAUAUCCUUACAUUUUCGGUUCUAUUCAACACCAUCACCAAUCACGGAACUUGCACCAUUGUUUUCGCUGUCAUUGGAAUGGUAGUCAGCUUCAUCGGCGCCCUUCCCCGUACCAUGAACAAGGUGUACUACAUGUCCAUCGUCUCUUGCAUCAGUAUCAUCGCAGCGACCUUUAUCACCAUGAUUUCCAUUGGAGUCCAGGCCCCCGAACACGUCCAAGUCGAUGCGACUAGGGACGUUAGUUUCCAGGAUGCAUUCUUGGCCGUGUGCAACAUCAUCUUUGCCUACAUCACUCAUGUCGCCUUCUUCGGACUCAUCUCGGAAAUGAGAGACCCUCGGGAAUUCCCCAAGUCGUUGACCAUGCUUCAAGUGGUCGAUACGUCUAUGUACGUCGUCACAGCGAUCGUCGCCUAUCGUUAUGCAGGCCCAGAUGUGGCAUCCCCCGCCCUUUCGUCUGCAGGACCCGUCAUGAAGAAGGUCGCUUACGGCAUUGCCAUGCCCACUGUCGUCAUUGCCGGUGUUAUCUACGGCCAUGUUGCCUGCAAAUACAUUUACGUUCGCGUUUUCCGUGGCUCUGACCACAUGCACCAGAAGAGCUUCCUCUCUGUUGGAACCUGGAUUGGUAUUGCGCUCGCUCUGUGGGUGAUCGCAUGGGUCAUUGCCGAGUCUAUUCCCGUCUUCAACGACCUUCUGAGUCUGAUUAGUGCCCUUUUCGGUAGUUGGUUCAGUUAUGGAUUCCCUGCCAUUUUCUGGUUGGUCAUGAACAAGGGUGUCUGGUUCUCUUCUCCCCGGAAGAUCUUCCUGACCAUUGUCAAUGUGAUCAUCCUCGGUAUUGCCUGUGCCAUUUGCGGUUUGGGACUCUACGUCUCGGGUAAAUCGAUCAACGAGAACUCCUCUUCUUCUAGCUGGACCUGCGCCAACAACGCCAUCUAA
Molecule: messenger RNA, 1368 nt
Organism: Aspergillus bombycis
Lineage: Eukaryota; Fungi; Ascomycota; Eurotiomycetes; Eurotiales; Aspergillaceae
Product: putative amino acid transporter
Exons: 9
Coding region: 1-1368 (455 amino acids)
Biological process (GO): amino acid transmembrane transport
Cellular component (GO): vacuolar membrane
Molecular function (GO): amino acid transmembrane transporter activity
Source: RefSeq, a predicted model, not a curated record